AUGGCCGACGGAAAGCCUGACGACAUCCCCUCCGACCUCGUCAAAGUCGGUGCCCUGACCGAUUCCCAAAUUACCACCGCGACUGUUGCACCGACAAUGGGGUCCUCCAAAGACGGCCAGUCCUCCUCUUCCGACCCUCCCCCUCCACUCCCCAAGAGCCUUGACCAGCCCACCCCGGCCGAAGACCUUGCCCUCGACAACUGGAUCAAGAGAAACACCUCCUACCUCUCCACGAUCCCCUGGCACAAGUACGCCAGCCUGCCCGUCCUCGCCUGGCUGUGGGGCUACUCCGACGCCGAGUUCCGCAACGAGUGCAUCUCGACCUACGUCUUCUACACACGCGCGGUCGGCCGCAAGCUGACCGACGAUGAGCGCGACGCGGUGCUCGAGCCUGUUGCGCGCUCCUCCGCAGCCGCAAGCUACGACCGCCCAAUCGCGAUGGGCCUGGGCUCGUGGCUCAUGGCGCGCAGCUGGUCCAAGAGCGGGGCAAAGGAGACUGUCAGGAAGGCGGCUGAGGAAGCAGCAGCAGCCGCUGCUGGUGCACACCCCGCAAUGGGAACUGGACUAGGCACAGGUACCGUCGGCGCGGACGGCCACAUCACGCACUUUUCGACUCCCCAGCAGCACACGGGCACUGCAGGACGAUUUGGCUUGGGCAACACAGGCAACAGGGGCAAAAUGCUCAGCCAGCUGUUCAGAAGAGCCGGGAGGGCGUCCGUGCCCGGCAUGCUGUGCUUCGUCGGCCUGCAGGUGUUCAGCGAGUCGUAUCGCAUGUACCUGAGCGACAACGAGACGUGGUCGAUGCACCAAGAUGUGCGCCUCAUGGGUCUCGCCGACGACAUGGAGAAGAACCUGACUAACAGGGUUGGCGAUAUAGAAGAUCUGCUUCGCCGCAGGGGCUUCUAA
Molecule: messenger RNA, 906 nt
Organism: Diaporthe citri
Lineage: Eukaryota; Fungi; Ascomycota; Sordariomycetes; Diaporthales; Diaporthaceae
Exons: 1
Coding region: 1-906 (301 amino acids)
Source: RefSeq, a predicted model, not a curated record